Molecule: messenger RNA, 3548 nt
Organism: Centropristis striata (black sea bass)
Lineage: Eukaryota; Metazoa; Chordata; Actinopteri; Perciformes; Serranidae
Gene: rab3c
Product: RAB3C, member RAS oncogene family
Exons: 5
Coding region: 140-799 (219 amino acids)
Biological process (GO): protein secretion; regulation of exocytosis; protein localization to plasma membrane
Cellular component (GO): synaptic vesicle; endosome; plasma membrane
Molecular function (GO): GTPase activity; GTP binding
Source: RefSeq, a predicted model, not a curated record
UUGGUCGGCGCUCCAAAGAGAAAGACACACAGAGAGGGGGGAAGAAAAAAUAAUCACCGCCUGCAUUAGACACUAAUUCAUACACCGUAUUCUGCAAAAACAGGGACAGAUACAGAUAGAGCCGAGGCCUUCAAAACAGAUGGCUGCCACUCAGGAUGUGAAAGGAAAGGGAGAGGGAGGGGACCAAAACUUUGAUUACAUGUUCAAGCUGCUGAUCAUUGGCAACAGCAGUGUGGGAAAAACGUCUUUCCUGUUCCGCUACGCCGAUGACGCCUUCACUUCGGCCUUCGUCAGCACAGUGGGCAUCGACUUCAAAGUAAAGACUGUGUACAAGAAUGACAAGAGGAUCAAACUGCAGAUCUGGGACACAGCAGGCCAGGAGCGCUACAGGACCAUCACCACUGCCUACUACCGCGGGGCCAUGGGCUUCAUCCUAAUGUACGACAUCACCAACGAGGAGUCCUUCGGCGCUGUGCAGGACUGGUCAACCCAGAUAAAAACCUACUCGUGGGAUAAUGCACAGGUUGUGCUGGCUGGAAACAAGUGUGAUAUGGAAGAGGAGCGUGUGGUGUCAGUUGACAGUGGCAGACUGCUGGCAGAACAGUUGGGUUUUGAAUUCUUUGAGACCAGCGCCAAGGACAACAUCAACGUGAAGCAGACCUUUGAACGCCUCGUUGACCUAAUUUGCGACAAGAUGUCCGAGAGCUUGGACACCGAUCCGGCCGUCACCACGGGAGCUCCCACCGCCAAACUCACAGACAGCGCUCCGCCCCUCCAGCAGCCCGGUUGCAACUGUUAGUGACUGAUGUCAGGAAGCAAAGGGAGGGCAGCACAGGUCCUGUAAGGUGGUACAGUGUGCAGAGUUUUAUUCUCCUUUAACACUUCUGCUAGUGCUGCUUUCUCUGGACUACAGCUCAAACCCUGUUUAGUCGUAGAAUUACAAAAUGCCGUCGUAUUAUCUCUCAACUUUAUCACAUUAUAUCAAGAGCAAAUAACCAGACAAACAGACAUGGCUAUUGUAAAACGUGUAACAUUACAGGAUAUCUAGAAUAUAGAGAUGUCAUAUUCUCAUUCAGCUAGUUAGUAUAGCCAUAAACAAAGUAAGUUUGAUAAGGCUGGAAAUAGUCCAUAGUCAUGAUGUACAGUUAAUCCUUAAAACCUUUAAAAUCUUUAAGACCUAGAAUAAUUCUAAAAUGAGGGAUAGAGUCAGUGAGUGCUUUAAUUUUUAUUUUUUGUACAGUAUGUAUUUUCCUUUUAUAGGAUUACUUUGUCUCCUAAAGCUGCCAAAUCUAUGAUUUAGUGCACUAUAGGAUGUAGCGGCUUUCUUUUAUGUAGUGAGUGUGUGGCUGUUGUGUGACUGUACAGUCUAUGAGUGUAGGGUUUGCAUGAGUGUGAGUAUUAUGUCUGAGUCACAAAUGGGUGCAUCUAAAAAAAUCAUCUACCUUGGAUAAAAAAAGUGGCCUUUUAGCAUCUCCAACACGGCCUCUGUAAAUUCCUGUCAUGCUUACGUUUGGAAUGAAUCCAGUAUGUAUAAUGUUGAUGUGAGUACUAUUCCAUGUUUUGCUGUCUGUAGAUGUGUGAUUUCUCUGAUAAGUAUAUCUGUAAAUCUUAAAAGCAACUAUUUCUAUGUGCUUAGCCUCUAAGAUUACCCUUUAUAGUUUGAUGCGAUGAGCAUGCUGCCAAAAAGUCAAUCAUAUGGGCUGUUUUAUCUCAAGAUAGAACCUAAACAACUCCAUAUGAUAGCAAUGAUCCAGCAUUUCAUUAAAUAACAAUCUUGCACUGACAAGGCACAGUACAGUGUAUGAUAUACAACAACUGAUCAGCUCUGGCAUGGAAUAAACAGCCAUAUAUUUAAAAAAAAAUCUUUAAUUCAGCAUGCUAAAAUUUCAUGUUUGUGCUAUAAAAUUACCUGAAAGAAAAAAUCUCAGUAAGCUGCUUCAUAGACCAUACAGGAAUUAAAAUUUGAUGCAUACAUUUAGAGUACUGUAGCGGUCUUAAAGGGACAUCUUUAUCCCAAAAUCAGAAAUACAACUUUUUCAUCUUACCUGCAGUGCUAUUUAUCAAUCUAGAUUGUUUUGGUGUAAGUCGCAAAGUGUUGGAGAUAUUAGCUGUAAAGAUGUCGGCCUUCUCGAGAAUAUCAAGGAGCUAGAUGACACUCAAAAUAAAAAAAGUGUCUCUUUCCAAAAAUCCUGACUGGGCUACUCAAGAUAAUCCUUAGACCUUGUGAGCAUUUUCAUGUAGGAACUAUUUUCUUCCUAGCAUAAUUCCUUCAUGAAACUGCUUACAACAAGGUCGGUGGAUUACCUUGAGUAACAGGAUCAUGAUUUCUGGAAAUUUGAGUUUUUCAAAUGUAUUUUUUUGCCGCUUCAAACACCACAAGCCUAUUUGAGAAAAGGCAGACGUCUCAAACCAAAAUAUUCUAGAUUCAUAAAUGGCACUACGUGUAAAAAGGGAAAAAAAAAAAGUAUUUUUUAUUUUGGGGUCACUGUCACUUGAACGAUAACUCAAGUCUAUAUAGUAAAAAAAUGUAGCUUGUUUUGAAAUCCAGAAAGCCUUUCAGUUCUACACUUAAUAGAAGAGAAAACAUUUGUGCCAAAACACUACAAUUCCUUUAGCAUCGUCAGUCGUUUGUUGCAUAGUUGAAUAAAAAUUCCAAAAAAUUGCAUGAAGCCAGUUCUGACUUAUCUGUGUAGAUUUAUAUAAUAAGAUAGUGUAUAUAUCACUCUGUGUUACAGAUUUAGAAGCAUUGUCAUAGCACUUGCUGUGAAAUGCAAUGGGCCAAUAAGUGCAAUAUUUUAUGAAUGAAACCCUGUACAUAGUUUCUCCUGUCCUCGAGUACAAUGACUCUAUCUGCAGUAUGUGAGUGACAGUUUGGUCACAAUGGCUCUGAAACUGAUGUACAAUCUCUUAAAAAAGUAAGAGUGUGCUUAAUUUCUGCAGUCACUGAAUGUGUGACUUUGUGUGUUUGUGUGUGUGUGUGUGUGUGUGUGUUUGUGUGUGUGUGUGAGUGUUUGCGAGUGUGUGUGUGUGUACCUGCCAUAUUGAACAGACAAACUACGUAAUAUAGUGUAUUGUUUGUGUAUACCUUUUGUACAAAUGUAUUCACGUACUAUAUGCUGUCCCUUCUAACUGUUGGGUGUUGAUUGAUCUUGUAUUAUCAUGUCAAAAUGCAGUGUUAUUGUGAAAGAUAGUCAGGGAGAUAACUUAGUCCAUGCCAUUCUGUUGUAAUUCCGAGAAAAGGGAUACACAUAAACUAGACCCUGCGCAUAAUGUAUGUGUGUACACGUGCUUUGUGCGUGUGCAUCUGUGUAUGUGUGUGAUAUUAUAAUUUUAUGCUAGCAGCCAUGAAAUAAAUUAUUGUACUGAUCUCCAGUCAAGAUUCAUUUAAUGUAGAAAUAGUUAUGUGGCAAUGCCCAAGCAGUCAAUCUCAUUUUAGAACAGGAUAUAUGACUUUACAUAUAACUGAAUAUAUUUGUUUCUCAGAGUGCAAGCAAAGUAAGAAGUAUGUUUUUAAGAUUAUAGGAAAUAAAUCAGAUUCUAUCAGUGGG